Diatraea saccharalis (sugarcane borer) is the source of this 3518-nucleotide messenger RNA. The record is from the annotation of a GenBank genome assembly. Lineage: Eukaryota; Metazoa; Arthropoda; Insecta; Lepidoptera; Crambidae.
CAGUUCUUGUUCUUGUUGGAAUUAUUUCUCUCACUAAAAGUAAAAUCAAUAACAAAUUCAUAGGUAAUGUGUCCGCCAUUGUAUAUUCAGUAUCGUGUUAUUAUAACUUUGUAUCGAAAUCUAAAAUGCAACGAUAUAUACAGUACAUCGAAUUAAAAAAGAUUUUAUUUUAAAACAAUGGACUUCUACUAUAAAGUACUUACUGUGCUCCUGUUCAUUAAAUCAGUGCAUCUUUACUGUGGUCCAUACAAUGGAAAAAUAUGUAAAAAUUAUUCAACGGGUUACGUCUGGUAUAAUCAGAGCACUGGAGGCUUACACAAUGAAAACAUUACAACAGGAUUGUGGAAGGAGAUGAUAUCUACUUUGAAAGAACCAUGCAGAAGCAGAGCUGAAAAAUUACUUUGUGCUUACGCUUUCCCAAAGUGUAUUGAUAAAGAUGGGGUAGGUUAUUUUGCUUUACCCAUAUGUUAUGAAGACUGUAUGGCUGUUAAAAUGCAAUUUUGUUACAAUGAUUGGGUUGUUAUUGAAGAACAGAAACGUCGUGGAGUGUUCUUUGAAUCCCGAGGACAUUUUAGAUUUCCUGAAUGUGAGAAGCUUCCUAAAUAUGCAGGUAAAGGCACACAAGUUACAUGUCAUAGCACAGGUAUUACUGAUAUGGACUAUAGUGAAAUAACAACUAAUUGUAUCAAAGGUAAUGGUAGAUAUUAUCAAGGCACAACAAACAUGACAGAAACAGGAUUAGCCUGUCAAGCUUGGGAGUCACAGUCCCCUCAUCAACAUACUAGGCCACCUCUUGUCUUUCCAGAAGUACAAAAUUCCACAAAUUAUUGUAGAAAUGCAGGAGGUGAAGAGCAGAAACCUUGGUGCUAUACCAUGGAUCCAAAUGUAAGAUGGGAGCAUUGUGAUAUACCAGCAUGUGCCAAUUCAAGUGAUGAAUUUGACAAUAUCAGUGGUCCAAAUAUAGUUAUGGAAAAUUAUUUCACACCAUCUUUUGUAUUAUUACUCUCAGUUGGUGGACUAGGCUGCGUUCUUCUUAUAGCAUCAGUAGCACUGCUGUGUCAUUAUUUCUUGAAAAAUCAUUAUUCCAAAUGUAACAUUUCAAAUCGUAGAGAUGGACAAAACAUGGAUAUUGAUUUAGACAAACUUCCCAGCAAUUUAGCCUACCAUACUACUGGAGCACAAUUAAAUCCAAAACUUGAAAAACUUGAGUUCCCUAGAAAUAAUAUAAUUUACAUACGUGACUUAGGUCAAGGUGCAUUUGGAAGAGUUUUCCAAGCCAAGGCACCAGGGCUCGUGCCAGAAGAAGAAUUCACUCUGGUUGCUGUUAAAAUGCUCAAAGAUGAAGCUUCACAUGACUUGCAACUAGAUUUUGAAAGAGAAGCUUGUUUACUAGCAGACUUUGAUCAUCCUAAUAUAGUGAAAUUAUUAGGUGUUUGUGCUAUUGGUCGACCAAUGUGCUUAUUAUUUGAAUACAUGGGAAAAGGUGACUUGAAUGAAUAUUUAAGAGCUUGUAGUACAGCACCCAACUUUGCACCUGCUGUAGAAAACAGAGAAGACUUAAGACUACUUGCAAUGCCUCUCAGCCACUUGGACCUGUUGCAUAUUGCAAGACAGAUUGCUUCAGGAAUGGUGUAUCUUUCAGAUCGCAAAUUUGUUCAUAGGGACUUAGCAACUAGGAAUUGUCUAAUUAAUGAUGACAUGGUUGUAAAAAUCGCUGAUUUUGGCCUAUCACAUAAAAUUUACUUACAAGAUUAUUAUAAAGGGGAUGAACAUGAUGCUAUUCCUGUGAGAUGGAUGCCACUAGAGAGUAUUUUGUAUAAUAAGUAUACGUUAGAAUCUGAUGUCUGGGCAUAUGGUGUAUGCCUAUGGGAAAUAUUUUCAUUUGCUCUACAGCCAUACUUUGGUAUGACACAUGAAGAAGUAGUAAGAUUUUUGAAAGAUGGCAAUGUACUUGCUUGUCCUGAUAAUACACCAAGAUGUGUUUAUGAUUUGAUGAAACAGUGUUGGAACCACCAUCCUAGUGAUCGUCCCAACUUUAGGGUUAUUUACCAGACAUUAGAUAACAUACAAAUAAUUCUUGAAAGAACACAACAUAAUGAAUGAGUUCAUAGUGUUUAAUAUUAAGAAUAUUUAAGCAUUGAAGUUUGUAUUAUAAUUUAAUAUUGCUAGUAAUUUAUUUUACAAAAUGAUGUAUAAUGUUUAGAACUGUCCAUUUUUGAUUGUAUAACGAAAUGCCUGUUCUCAUUAUGUCAUAAUAUGUUGGCAUAAGUACUAUUGAAUCAUGACAAUUAUGCCUGAAUUAUUUAUUUAAAAUUUAGGGUCAGAUAAAUGUGGCACAAAGAAACUAGAAAAUGUACUUAAUAUAAAGCUUUGCAUUCAUCAAAGGUAAAGUCAAUUCUGCUACUUUUGAAUAUUUAGUCAAAUUAUUAAUAAAGUCAACACAUUUAAAGUAACAUGUCUGAAAGUGUCUUCAUUUUUAUGUUAUUAAUAAAUUCAUCAGUUAUAUUUUCAGUUGUAAUAUUUUAUUACAUUUUAAUUAAUACCAAUACUAUACUUUUUGUAAAGACUGAUUUUAAUUAAUUACUUAAAUAAAAAUGCACAAUGAUCCUACAACAAUUACUUAGUUCUCAAUAUAUCUUGGAACUGUUCUUUUGUGAUACUGUAUAUUAUUUAUUUAAUUGUGAUUCCUAAUAGGUACGUACUUUAAUAACCAAUUGCACUGUUUUGUACUGUUCAUUAAUAAAUAUAUCUGCCUGGGUAUGAUUGAAUUUUGUUAUAUUGAUAAUUCAUAAUGACCAUUUAUUUAACUUUUUGUAUAGAAAAAAUAACUCAACAAUAGAUGAUAAAUUUUUUAAGAAUUUAAAAUUACGUUAUUACGUCGAAUGUUUUUUUAAUUAAAAUAACAGUUAGUCUUAGAUAUAUGUAUGUAUUAAUUUUAAGAUGUAAAAUGGCCCGAAAAAAUUAACGAAACAUACUGCCAAAUGAAAAUCUGUAUGUACAAAUAUAUAUUUUUCAUAUUGCAGAUACAUAUACUAAAUUCCAUUUUAUUAUGAUUUAUAAAAAACGUAAUAUUAGAUAAUAUGUACAUACUUUUUAUAAUUUUAGUUGUUAUCUAAGAAAAUAAAUUGUGUAAACUAAAACUUGUUUUUAAAUAUUCUUCAUACAUUUUUAACUAACUGACCCGGCGAACUUCGCACCAGUUUUUUUUUUGUACUUGCUUCGGCAGUACAUAUACUAAAAUUGGAGCGACACAUACCCGUUUUUUAUAAAUAUAUAUGUUUUUAUAUAUUUUCUUAUGUUAUUACCUUGCGUCGACAAUAAGGGACUCAUAAAAAAAUAAUCAUUUAAUAUGGUACAGUUACGCAUGUUUUGGUGAUUCAUUUAUAUAUAUAUAGAUUUUGCAUUCACAAUAGGUACUAUAUUCGUGCCUAUUCAUCUUAAAAUACUCCAUAAAUAUCUCCAACGCCUGGAUUUCUUUUUCUUUUCUAACCUUCACUUCUAUUACAAUUCAUUUAAUC